AUGCAGUUUCUCUCUCUUUUAAUCCCGAUAGCCUACCUAGGCAUCCUAAUCGGCAGUCUCGCCACAUUUUCGCACCUCUACCGCCAACGGCAAAUCAAAUCCAAACUCAGACUCGCGCCUUACUUUCCUCCACACUCCGCCCGCAAUGUCUACCUCUCACUUCUACACCUGCAGGAUUCGUCCGAUGUCAAGGUCCCGGAAUCUGUUCUCCGCGCCGCACUGUUGGCCCGCGCCGUCGAAGACUGGCAACGUAUUCAGGAAAUCCGUACCCGUAAGCCUGCGCUGGCUCAACUCCUACAGCGCGGCGUUGUAGGCGACGAGAUCUUUCAACGCCUUCAGCGCGCAGAGACGGAGAUCGAACUCGAGGCCAAGGACGUCAUGAAUGAAGCGAACGCCCUGGCUCCGAACUGGGGCAAUUACAUCUUCCAAACCGCGAACGAGAUGGUGCUGAAUAAAAUCCUGAGGGACAAGCUGGAUAGCGUCAAAGCAACACUGCCUGCAGAACAGGAGGCCUGGGCUGCCCAGCGGGAGAGGUCAAGACGAGAACUCGAAGGCGAGGAGGCACAGGGACAACCACAACCAACCGAAAUAUCAUCGUCAGAAAAGGAGAAACCUCUAAAAGCAGGAAGUAGUGACGACGACGGUGUGAUGGUCGAGACGCCUGCUACCGAAGUAACCGCUGGGACGGGCGUCUCCACUGGUAAGAGCAAGAAGAAGAAGGGAAAGAAAUGA
Messenger RNA from Exophiala spinifera, 732 nucleotides. RefSeq lists its product as uncharacterized. The transcript has a single exon. NCBI's taxonomy places the organism in Eukaryota, Fungi, Ascomycota, Eurotiomycetes, Chaetothyriales, Herpotrichiellaceae. Gene Ontology annotation, biological process: post-translational protein targeting to membrane, translocation. Bases 1 to 732 code for a protein of 243 amino acids. Gene Ontology annotation, cellular component: Sec62/Sec63 complex. The record is from RefSeq and is a predicted model, not a curated record.